AUGGCGACCAGAUCACUAGAACUGAGCUCAGCUAGACCCUCAUACAUCACCACCGACGUACAUACGAGAGCUCGCAAAGCCAAGACAAACAACGUUCAGGAAGCAGUACAAUACCGACAACUCAUCUCCCGAGCUGUAACGCAGCGUCUGCACUCGCCAUCUCUCGAAGACCUCACAAAGACUGCGGCGGGGAAUAUAAUCGCCCACACCCUCGAAGAAUGGGAGAUACAAGAGCGCUGCAUCGCACGGAUCAAAGCCCGAAAUGAGGCCGAAGAGUUGGGUAUCCCAUGGACACAAUUCAUCCGCGAUGUGGGAAGCGCCUCUCUGCAAGUCCACGUCCUCACCCCAACUCGGUACGAAGUACCGCCGAGAAACAUCAACAAGAACCAAGAGGCGACUAAACAGAACGAGGAGAUGACGUACAGAUUUGGCGACUACGAAGGUGCAGCGCGUGAUCAAGAGUGGAAGACAAAAGACGCUGCUGUAUACAACAUGUUGAAAGCUUUUCGGGAGACUAGGGACAUCAGCCGCACCAAACCAUUGCUGCAAGACUUCGACGCUCUUGGAGCAUGGUUUGACGGUGUCGCGGCGAUCAACACAACCACCUCUGCCUCAUCUAAGAAGAAUGCGACCAUCGCGAUAGUCGGCGCCGGAAUCUCUGGUCUCGCUACGGCCCUGAUGCUUGACAGCGUUGGUGUGCACAACUGGGAGAUCAUCGAGGCAAGUGACCGAGUCGGAGGACGGUUCCGAACCAAGUACGUUGGUGGAACGCAAGAAUGGGCGGAGAUGGGUCCAAUGCGCCUUCCUCACUCGAUUACAUACAAGGAUGGAGAGACGAUCGAAUACAGCGACCAUCAAAUGGUAUUCCAGUUGGCCGAGAUGCUCAAUGAGAUGAACGCAAACGAUCCUCAUUACAAAGUCGACUUCAUCCCAUGGGUUCAGCAUCAUCCCAAUGAGCUCCUCGGCCUAGGAACUGGCAGACUUCCAAAUGGACAACUUCCGACGAGAGCGGAGAUCCAAGCAAACUCGUCUCUUGGGCGACCAGCACCACUGGACACGCAGGAGUACACUGAAACCAAGCAGCGCAUGAACGAGCUUCUAAAGUCGAAGGACAGACUCAAGGCCGUGCAACGCGACGUGUGGCGCGAACACAAAAAAGCCAUGGAUCAAGGUCUUGACGACUGGAGCGAGCAGGCCAUGAUGCGCCACGUCUUUGGCGCAAGCGAAACCGUCACAGACGCCAUCUGGACAGCGAGCGACUACGACGUCUUCUGGGAUGAGUUGGUGCACAACUCCAACCUUGCGCAAGAUGGCGGACCGGAUGCAUUGGGCAUGACUGAGUGGAGGUGUGUAGACGGCGGCUUCAAUAGACUGUCCGAUGCGUUCCUUCCUCAUGUCAGCGACCGUCUCACCCUCAACCGUAAGAUCAGAAAACUGGAGGCUGUUGAAAAUGCCGAAGGUCGCACACGCACGAAACUGUCGUGGUAUCCCAGCGUCAGUAACCGAACAUAUGAGUCGAAAGAGUACGAAUACACAAUCAUGGCAGUGCCAUUCACCAUGACACGCUUCAUGUCGCUUCCGAAAUUCUCCUCCGUACUCGGUCGCGCGAUCAGCGAAGCUGGCCUCCGCUUCAAAUCCGCCUGCAAAGUGGCGCUGCUCUUCAAAGAACGUUUCUGGGAGAAGGGCGACCGUCCCAUCUUCGGCGGAUACUCUACACCACCCAGUGCAGCCGUCGGCGCUCUUUACUACCCCGUCUACGGCCUCAACGAGUCUCGCCCAGGCUUGAUCCUGCACUACCGAGGAGGCCAUUGGAGUGACGAGUUCACGAGCUUCUCAGACGAAGAGUAUGUGCAGACUGUGUUGGAUGCUGUUGUCAGUGUGCAUGGAGAGCAAGCGAGAGAGUUGUAUACGGGCGACUACGAGAAGCUGUGUUGGUUGCAGGACGAGCAUACGGGGACUGCUUGGUGUCGUCCGGAUGUGAUGCAGCAUAAGCUGUAUAUCCCGGCAUAUCACCAGACAGAGCACAACACUAUCUUCAUUGGAGAGCACACUGCACCAACGCAUGCUUGGGUCAGUUCGUCGCUGCAUUCAGCUGUUAGGGGUUCUGUGCAGCUGUUGCUUGAGUUGGGUUUGGUGGAUGAGGCGAAGCGGGUCAAUGAGAAGUGGAUGGGCAGGUGGAUUCAGCAUAUAACCGCGUAG
Alternaria metachromatica is the source of this 2199-nucleotide messenger RNA. RefSeq lists its product as uncharacterized. The transcript has 3 exons. Gene Ontology annotation, molecular function: L-amino-acid oxidase activity; polyamine oxidase activity. The record is from RefSeq and is a predicted model, not a curated record. NCBI's taxonomy places the organism in Eukaryota, Fungi, Ascomycota, Dothideomycetes, Pleosporales, Pleosporaceae. Bases 1 to 2199 code for a protein of 732 amino acids. Gene Ontology annotation, biological process: amino acid catabolic process.